AUGGCUGUGAAGCGUGAGGGCGCGGCAUUAGGCGUGCAGCUCAGUGUGCCCACCAUGGACGCGCUGCGGCUGCGCUUCGCCGAGCUGGCCCCGGGCCAUGCGCACCUCGGGGUUCCAGAUCCCGCUGACGCUGCUGCCGCCUCUACGCGCCUAGAACCGGCCCUCAGGGGACUGAACUUGGAGGAGGCGCAGCGCCUGGAGACGCGUCGGCGGCGCCUAGCGGCGCAGCUGCUGUCGGGCGCGGCCUAUCCGGCAGAGCUCCAGAUCUUCGCCCGCUUCGGCAUCCCGCCCAGCAUGCGGCGAGAGGUUUGGAGCUCCAUCAUGGGGGUUGUCGAAUCGACGGGGACCGCAGCUCUGCAGGAGGCAGCGAAGGGAAUCAACGAGUGGGAGUGGCUCACAGAUGACGUGUUGCGACUCGAUGUGUCGGAGCACUGCGCGAACGACGUGUCCUACUUCCCCUUCGAUGAGAUCGCCGAGGCGCUGGUGUUGGCACUCAGCAGAGACCCGCAGAUCUCGUCGAUGUGCGAAAGCGGGCCGCCGCAGAUGCCCAUUUUGAUCCCGGCACCCGACGCGAUGGAGGCAGCCGUGGCCAAGGAAGGAGCUGAACAGGAAGGUGGUCUGCGAGUCCCCCCUUCAGGCGUAGUGCCUUUCAAAGGCUUUUCCAACUACGCGUGUCCUUUCGCAUUCCUGGCCGAUCGACUGGAGACGGCCUACCCCUUGUUUCGGGCCUUCUACUGCCGAGUUCUGUGCCACUUGCACACAAUUUCGAAUCGGCCGGAGACGCUGUUGCAGCUUUGUGCCCUCUUCGAGUCCCUCGCUGACACCGCGGCCCCGCGUGCGGCGCAGCACGUGAAGCAGUUGGCCGUGGACUCCGCGCCACUUCGCUUCGCCUUCCACUGGAUCGUCACCGGCUUCGCCGGUUGCCUUCCCGCAGAGCAGUUGCUACACCUCUGGGACCGACUCCUUGGCUUCGACUCCCCUGUCCUGGUGGCUGUGCUGGCGGCUGCCAUCUUUGCCUUCCGUGCGAGGUUAGUGCUCGGCGCCCGACGUCUGGAGGGGCGCAGCGCAGACCCUCGACCCCAGUUUCAAAAGCGGGCCAUGAAGAACGCGGUAACCGCGACACGGACGGCUCUUCUCGUCGGAGGCUUGGAAGCCAAAGACGCCAGAGACGUGCUCCGCAGCAUUUGCCUCGAUCCUUUCUUGGUGGAGGAGUACGAGCGCGGCCAUGGCGCUGGGCCGCAGGGCACCCGUGAGGUUAACUUCUGCUCCAUCCGCUUCAACCCGGUGGUCUCCCUCCUGGCCGCCGUGUGUCUCUGGGGUUUCGUCCUCUACGCAGUCUUGGACCCAGAAGCCUCCACUGUCUUCGGGGAGUGGCAGUCCUACGUCACGAAGAAGUUCACCUGGCUCUACAUUGUGUCCCAGGACUACUGGAUUGUCUACCUCUUCCCACUUUGCUACUACUACGGGGACAUGAAGCUCGGCCAGGACGACGAGGAGCCCGAGUACGGCGACCUCACCUACUUGGCGAUGGUCUGGUGCGCCGGUGUGGCCAUCGGCCUGAUCUUCUACGGAGCCUCGGAGCCUCUGUUCCAUGCUGAGGAUGGCACCAACAAGUACAACAACAACGGGUACUUCAACGAGAACGACCGGGCCAUCAGUGGACUUCACAUCACGCUCUUCCACUGGGGCUUCCUGGCAUGGAUCGUGUACGCCAUCACUGCGCUGACCAUGGGCUUCCUCUCCUACCGGAAGAACCUGCCGCUGUGCUUCCGCACCUGCAUGGCCCCUCUCUUUGGCAAGGCCACUUGGGGCUGGAUGGGUGACUUGCUGGACGUCCUGACCAUCGUCACCAUCGUCGCCGGGCUCUGCACGUCCCUUGGCCUGGGCGCCCGCCAGAUUGUCGGUGGCAUGCAACGGCUUGAGUGGCUUGAGGGAACCCUCACCGAGGACCAGCUCACCAACACGGCUGCCUGGCUGAUCGCCGUCAUCACGCUGCUCGCCACCGCGUCCGUGGUGGCUGGCCUGGACUUUGGAAUCAAGACUGUCUCCUACACGGCCUUCAUGCUCGGCAACUUCCUCAUGGUGGUCAUCUUCAGCCUGGAUGAGCCUUGGUACAUCCUCAACGUCAUCGUGCAGGCGGUCGGCUACCACCUUGCGCACUUCGUAGAGCUCGCCUUUGACACCGACGCCUUUGCUCAGCUGGACCUCGGCAACGGCAGGCCCAACGACGGCAAGGGAGCCCAUCCUUCCUGGAUGGACUGGUGGACCAUCUUUUACUGGGGCUGGUGGAUCGCUUGGGCCCCUUUUGUGGGCACGUUCAUGGCCCGCAUCUCUCGAGGACGUACCAUCAAGCAGGUGGUCCUGUACACCCUGACCUUGCCCUUCCUGUACGCCGUGCUGUGGUUCUGCAUCUUCGGCGCAGCCGCCAUCCGCAUGAACCGCCGGGCCAUCUGGUUGGAGAAUGUUGGCACGGAACUGUACGGCAACGCCGACUACUUCCUCCACACCGACCUCACCUUCCGGCCCAGCGGGGCAGGCAAGUGCUUCGACGUGCCAGCGAGCCUGCCAGGAGAUGCUUACAGCAGCUACUCCGUUAACACGGAUGUGAGCCCCGUCUGCAAGUUCUCUUCGGGUGACUCCUCCGGGUAUUGGUUCGACCUGAUGGGCCAGUACUAUGGCAUGGGCAACAGCCUGGUCUUCGUGUCCAUCGUCACCACCAUCCUCUACUUCGUGACGUCCAGCGACAGUGGCUCUUUGGUGGUGGACCUGAUUGCCGCAAAUGGUCGCGAGGCGCACGUCGUGCAGCGCAUCUUCUGGGCGGUGACGGAGGGUGCAGUUGCCAUCGCGGCACUCGCGUCUGGGGGCUUCAGCUCCCUCACCGCGUUGCAGGCCGUCUCCAUUGUCAUGGGCCUCCCAUUCACAAUCGUGAUGAUGAUGAUGUGCACGUCCCUCUGGCGUGCAUUGAAGGUCGAGGCUGGGGAGAUUGCCCCCAGAGGCCAACGACCGGAUUGGAACCUGCCUCUUUACGGCGGCAUCUUCGAUGCUCCUGAAUGGGUCCUAACCUUCGGGAGGUCGAAAAUGCCGCCUCUGCGCGUCUUCACGACCUUCGCCCUGGCAACAGUCAUGCCUCCCGUCCUCUUCUGGCGCUCCAUGCGGGCCAUGUCCAAGUACGAGAAGGCCCCGACACAUGCCGGAACGCACGGCAUGCUCGCGCUGGUGCUGGGCCUUGCCUUCAAGGCUUUCGUGAUCCUCCACAUCGUCUCAUGGGUCUACCAGGCGGAUGCAAACGGCCCCAAGGAAGGCAAGGCGAUGUGGGCUAUGGCCUGGGUUGCGUACCUCACCUUCGCCGGCGUCUUGUCCUUGGGCCGGCAUCAAAUCCGGAGGCUGUACGGCAUUGAGGGCUCCGGCAUCGAGGACAUCUGCGCCGCCGUCUUCUUGUACCCGCAGACGCUCUGCCAGAUGCUGGCCCAGGUCGGCAGCGAGCCGGCCCCAAAGCCAGUUUACAAGAAGGGGCAGGAAAGCAAGAAAACGGACGUCGAGAUUUGA
This is a messenger RNA of Symbiodinium natans, 3546 nucleotides long. Lineage: Eukaryota; Dinophyceae; Suessiales; Symbiodiniaceae. The record is from the annotation of a GenBank genome assembly.